Molecule: messenger RNA, 1469 nt
Organism: Olea europaea var. sylvestris
Lineage: Eukaryota; Viridiplantae; Streptophyta; Magnoliopsida; Lamiales; Oleaceae
Exons: 1
Coding region: 272-1132 (286 amino acids)
Source: RefSeq, a predicted model, not a curated record
GUUCAUUCCGCGUGCAAACGCAGCUUACAGAAACAUAACAAAGGCCCCACGGACCCCAACCCUCCUGCCUUUUCAAAAAGCUACACCCCCUCCCUCUUUUCUUUCAAUUUACGUCUGCAAUUUCAUCCUUUCAACCACCCUCCUCCGCCGCCUACCCGCCCUCAUCCGUCGUCGUUCUCGUUGAAGAUCUCCUCGAUCUUAUUCCCAGAAUUAUUAGAAAAGGAAACGGCUUAAUUACCAUCCAUCUCGUUCUUUGUUGUUUUUUGAUUUUAUGGAUAAAUAUGAAAUGGAUUACUCGGAGGCAAACCAAGACAAGAUGAUGAAUUCGAAUUCGAAUGCGAUGAUGAAUCGAUCUUUUACGGUGAACAUGUCAAGUGAAGUUACAAAAAAGCCCCUGUACGACUUGUACACCUCUCCGGCUUUACAGCGUAAGGGCUCCAUCAAGAACCUCUAUAAUUCUUCCUUUGGAUCAAUGGUUUCCGCCGGAAUUUCGUUCAAGGGAAAGGUAAAAAAAUUAUGCUCAAUUUUCGAAUCCCCCAAGGAACCCCCAAAUUCACAAUCCCUGCAACCCCCCUCGCCUGGACCCACGAAAUCCACAAAAUUGUUGUUGCUGCCGGAGUCCAAAUCGUUUGACGAUUAUAUCCCUUCUCCGGUACCAGAUUCUCCAUUCCGGCUCCCAGGCACGGAGGACAGAGUUGUCAUUUACUUUACCAGCCUCCGUGGUAUAAGAAGAACAUUCCAGGAUUGCCAUAGUAUUCGACUGAUAUUUAGAGGGUUUCGUGUAAAUCUUGAUGAGAGAGACAUAUCAAUGGAUGCUGCAUACAAAAAGGAGUUACAUAAAGUAUUGGGGGAAACCAAUGUGAACUUGCCCCAAGUCUUUAUUAAGGGGAAGUACAUUGGUGGAGCUGAAGUUGUUAAACAGCUGCUCGAGGCAGGCGAGCUGGUGAGGCUGCUCAAGGGGUUACCGAUGCGUCCGCUGGAGCCUUGUGAGGCAUGCGACGAUGUGAGGUUUUUCCCGUGCACGAGCUGCAAUGGAAGCCGUAAAGUAUUUGAUGAGGAUGAGGAGCAGCUGAAGAGGUGCCCUGAGUGCAAUGAGAAUGGGCUGGUUCGCUGUCCUCUAUGCUGCCCGUGAGCGAUUAUUGUGAGUUGAUUUUAAUAAUUAGGAAGAUGCUGUGAUUGCGUGCUACUGAGUAUAGUUUCUGGGUUAUUGGAAUGUUAUUGAUUAUGAUAUGUGGUUUAUUGACUCAAAAUGCUGAGAUAAUAGGCUCUGUAAAUAGCUUGUGUAGUAUCAAGUCACAAUAUUGGGUGACUAUAUCUGAUGUUCACCUUGGUGGUGAACGGUGACUUUCAGUAUUAAAGUGCCCAUUAUGCUGAGGCACUCGUGGCUAUAUGCUGCAAAAGAUUCCUGUGAUGAAAUCUUAAUGAAAUUGAUAAUAUUGGUGGUUUGAACAAUCACUUUGGUUUUAUCA